Molecule: messenger RNA, 3934 nt
Organism: Paralichthys olivaceus (Japanese flounder)
Lineage: Eukaryota; Metazoa; Chordata; Actinopteri; Pleuronectiformes; Paralichthyidae
Product: phosphoribosyl pyrophosphate synthase-associated protein 1
Biological process (GO): purine nucleotide biosynthetic process; 5-phosphoribose 1-diphosphate biosynthetic process
Cellular component (GO): ribose phosphate diphosphokinase complex; cytoplasm
Molecular function (GO): ribose phosphate diphosphokinase activity; ATP binding; magnesium ion binding
Source: RefSeq, a predicted model, not a curated record
UUUGGGUCAAUCACAACAGUCGCGUCUCGCAAAAGCGCAGCCGUCCUUCUGGACCCACGCGUGUUUCCGUAGCUGCGAGAGUAGCCAGCUGUUAGCCGAGGAGCUACCUGAGCGACAGGUAUCUGCCGUCUGACCGAAAACAUCCGAGCAAGUCCCGCACAGCCGCAGAAAACAGCGGCCGUCGGGUGGUCGCGGCUCGGGUAGUGUCGCAGCUUCAGCUCGUUUCUCAUCAUUAGCUCCGCGACACACGCUGGUUUAGCCGGAGGUGGCUAGCUGCUUAGCUAACGUCGCACGCGGAAAAUCGGCAUCGGUUCGCGGAGCCGCCGCUGCUGCGGGGACCGACACACCGGCACAGACACACCGGCACAGACACGAUGAACGUCGCCAAAAGCGGGUAUCGAGUCUUCUCGGCUAACUCGUCCGCAGCCUGCACAGAACUGGCCAAGAAGAUCACAGAGAGGCUGGGAGUGGAGCUGGGGAAGUCUGUUGUCUUCCAGGAGUCUAACAGAGAGACGAGAGUGGAUGUAAAAGAAUCUGUUCGGGGACAAACUAUCUUCAUCAUCCAGACAAUACCAAGAGAUGUCAACACAGCCAUCAUGGAGCUGCUGGUCAUGGCUUACGCCCUGAAGACGUCCUGUGCAAAGAACAUCAUCGGAGUUAUUCCUUACUUCCCCUACAGCAAGCAGUGCAAGAUGAGAAAGAGGGGCUCGAUUGUGUGCAAGCUGUUAGCGUCAAUGUUGGCCAAAGCAGGAUUAACACACAUCAUUACCAUGGACCUGCAUCAGAAGGAGAUCCAAGGCUUCUUCAGCUUUCCAGUGGACAACCUGCGUGCCUCGCCUUUUUUGAUACAGUACAUCCAAGAGGAGAUUCCUGAUUAUCGAAAUGCCAUCAUUGUAGCAAAGUCCCCAGCAGCAGCAAAAAGGGCUCAGUCCUACGCAGAGCGCCUGCGUUUGGGUCUGGCUGUGAUUCACGGCGAGGCGCAGUGUUCAGAGUCUGACAUGGCCGACGGUCGCCACUCACCACCAUGUGUACGCAACACCACCGGACACACAGGACUGGAGCUACCUUCAGGCAAACAACAAGCCCCGUUCCCUGGCAUAGAGCUCCCAAUGAUGAUGGCCAAGGAGAAACCUCCCAUCACUGUAGUCGGAGACGUAGGAGGGAGAAUUGCCAUCAUUGUGGAUGAUAUAAUAGAUGAUGUCGGAGACUUUGUUGCAGCUGCAGAGAUCCUGAAAGAAAGAGGAGCCUAUAAAAUUUUCAUCAUGGCCACACAUGGUUUACUGUCUGCUGAUGCUCCACGCCUCAUAGAGGAGUCAGCCAUUGAUGAGGUGGUGGUCACCAACACCGUCCCCCAUGAGGUACAGAAGCUACAGUGUCCCAAAAUCAAGACCGUGGAUGUCAGCAUGAUUCUGGCUGAAGCUAUUCGCCGCAUCCACAACGGAGAGUCCAUGGCUUACUUGUUCCGUAACAUCACUGUGGACGACUAGAGUCCCAGACAGUGAAGAGUGAGGUGGGUCUGACAGUGACUGAGCGCCGGUGCACUUCUUCUCAGUCCUGUUAAGAAAAACAUGCUAAUGCCAUGUUCCAUGUGCUCUCUGUUGUCUAAAGGAUCUCAUGUGUCCUAAUAACGUAGAAGAAAAUGAAAUGUGAGAAAAUACUCAAUGUUAUUUAUCUUUCCUAAAUGAUUUCAGAAAUGCAUCUUAUGCAUUAGGUUAAGGAUGAUUUGAGCUUGAAUGAUUUUAGUCAGAUUCCGAAGCCUUGGUUCUUUACAAUGUUUUGCUGCUGUCAUUGAUUUUCCCAACAUAAACAACAGAUGCUUUUAAUUUAAAAAUCUAUUUUGUCACACACUGCGGUACCUCAUAUUAAUGAUUCAAAGAGAGUUCAUCUGCAAAACAGACAAGGUAACAGGUAUUUCCCUGAUGCUCUUGCUAGCCCUGAUCGGGGGUGCUUAGCACUGUGAUAAAAUGCAUUUAAUGCGACUUGUAGUUCCAGACUACUGGACUAACUCCUGCUCAUUAACUACUGAAUAUUUAUUAUGCAGCUUUUUUUGAAGGAGCAUUUGGCAAAAGUUCAUCUGCAGAAGCGAAUGGGCCGUCCGUUUACAUUGUCUUUUAUUAGAUGGUCUGUUCAAAUGAGAUAUAACAACUCACCAUUUAGCAAUACCUAAUUUAAAAUAUGGUUUAGGUUUUGUUUGCAGCUAUUUCAAGGAAUCUUCCUUUGAGAUUCUCACUAUUACCUUAGGAGAUGUGAAUGGGACUCCGGGUUUUUAAUGUUAAGAUUUAAAGAUGACAUUUGACAAAAACAAAACCUACCAGCUGUGAACUGUGGAAAAACAAGUAUUUAAAGUAUUUAAUGACCACAAAUGAAAUGUACCUCUGUUGUAUUGUGGUCACAACAGACCUAACAGUGAAUGGUUACAUAUUACUGGCAAUAAAUAGAAUAGAAAAUGAGUUAUUGGUGAUUGGGUGAAGUAAACCUUUAAUGUACAACAAAUUGACUGAACAUGCAUAGAACAGCAUACUGUGCUAAAUAACCGACUGAAGGUAGAUAUUGCAUAUCAAAGCCAAAAGGACUGUUUGGUUUUCUCCAUGUUUUUUAAGUUUACGACAGAGAUUGCACCAACCUGCUUUGAUUUGUUUUGGAGCAGUUACAGUUUCUGGUAACUGUGAGUGAAAGUCUGGAGUUGUAGUGUUUGGUUAAAAGCUGCAAACUACAAGCAGGCUACAGAGUUAAGUUCUGGAAGUUGCCCGGAGCAAGAGCCGUUUUCAUUUUGUUCUCUGUACGCAUUUAGAAUUUUUAGUUCCUGAAUGGACUCUUGGCACUUUAAUAAAAAUAGGCUCUGAACUGAUCCAUGCUUUCAGCCAUCACUGUGCAUUGCAAAUUCCAGUUAGAUGGCCGACUUGCUCUUAAGGUUUUUUUUAUGCACUAUUAAUGAGAAUGGAAACCAAUGCCUUUCUGGAAGAGGGAAACAUUAUCAGCAGCAGUUUGUAGUAAGUUGGUAAAAACAUGUGAACAGCCGGAUGGUCCUGGGCCCUGUUCAGACCUGGUAUUAAUGAAUGAAUGAAUUGUGUGUAACUCCGCUAUAAAGAAAGAUUUACCCCAAAAAUAAUAAAUCAUUAAGUUUUGCUGUUGACAAACAAAUCCUGUGUUGACACUGAGAAAUGUAAAAAUAUUUAAAAUUCAUGUUGUGGGUCAGAGGACGUCAGAGGACGUCAGGGGACAAAUAGACAACACCCAGAUGUGAUCAGGUCUUCACACAUGUGAUCAGCUAACUAAGGACGGAUGUUAACACCAUGUCUGAUCAGGUUUUACAUGUAGGUUUCUAAAUGACUGUCGUGUCUCCCUAUAAGAACUGAACACGUGCACCUUCCUGUGCCCUCUGAGUAAAUGUCAGAGAGAAGCUUAAGGGGAACUUAGUGACUUCAGUGUGUCUAUGCUGAUUGACCCUUUUGCUCAGGGAAAUAUGCUUUACAAGCUAAUGCACACAUAUUUGUAUUUGCAUCCAAAGUUUGAGAUUGGCUUCCAUGCAGCUGUCCUGUACAACGUUUGCUUUUCACCAUGUGUUGAGUUUUGCUGGAAUCCUCCUCAUGUACCAACAGUUUGAUGCUUGAUGCACACGCUGGUGUUGUGUUGAAGUUAUGCUCAUACUGUAAAUGUCAUGAUGUCCUCUCUGUGUGUUCUCCCCCCCCCCCGUCUGCCUCUAAACCGUUCGUUAUUGUCUAUAAAAAUAAAACUGUUCCCUCUUGUGCAUUGUCUUGAAACAGCAAAACUAUUACUGUUCUUUGGUGAAUAAUCAGACGCAGACCAUGAUGUUUCCAUAUCAUAGCAAAAAUCUUACUUUAUAAGUUUCAGUUUUCAAGGUCAAUAUUUAAUUUCAGUGCAGAAUAAAAGGGAAAAAAAAGACAUAUAUUGAAAUACAUAUAUUUUAAGCCAU